AAACAAUAUUCUUCCCAGUCUUAAAUUAUCAGCAAUGUCCACCUGCGUGAUCUGCGGCCUCACCAUGUACCAGGCCAGGCGUAGCAAGCUUGCCGUGGGCUUCCACAAGUUCCCAACGGAACCGGUGCAGCGCCAGGCCUGGGUGAACUUUUGCGCUGGUGGCGGCGGCGGUGUGCAGGACGAUUCCAUCAAAGUGAACGGAACGAUUUGCUCGGACCACUUCGAGGAGGAGUGCUUCCGGGGUGACGGCAAGCGCAUUUCGGAACCGGGCAAGCGCCACGUGCUCAAGGACGGUGCCGUUCCGACAAUCUGGGAGGGAGCUUUACAGAGGAAAUUGGAGCGGCGGGUGGCCAGGAUGCAGCAGCGUAUCGAGCAAAAGGCGAGGGUUGAGUCUCAAAACAAGCUUCUACCGAUGAAGGUCAAGGCGGAAGAGGUUUGCCGAAUCUGCUCGUUUGAAGACACGUUGUACGAUCUGACGCUCGAGCAGAACGCUGAACAUGGCCGGAAGUUUAGCACGCUGACCUCGAUCGAGAUCGACGCGACUGCUCCGUGGUUUUGCGAAGGUUGUCUUUCGCGGUUGAACGACGCGUACGACUUUGUGCAGGCCUGCGUUGAGGCGGAGAACCGUCGGAAUAGUUUGCCCUUGAUGGAAAUGCUUGGGGUGAAACAGGAAGGUGAGGAGGUGCAGGAGUGCUGGGAGGAACCGAUGAUUGAGUACGGGGAGGAUCGUGCGGAGCAGACCAACGGAGAAGAUGAGGCAGAGGAGGAGGUAGAAGAAGUUGACUCCGAGGAAGAUGACAGCUUCGAAGGCGAACCGGAACCGGAAGGACCCAAAGUGUUCACGUGUACAGCGUGUCCGGCGACUUUCGAGAAAAAAUUUGAUCUGUUUGCCCACGUCAAAAUUCACGGCAAGGCGCGCUUUCCAUGCCAACAAUGCGAUCGUACCUUCGCCCGGCGAACGCACCUGACGGAACACAUGCUCUCGCACAAAGCCGAGCCCACCUUCUUCUGCAAGCUCUGUCCGGUCGCGUUCAAAAACCAAACCAAUUUGCGUCGACACGAGAAAAAUGUCCACCUCGGGUUGAAGCCGUUCGCCUGCGAGGAAUGUGGCAAACGUUUCGCUCAAAAAGUGCAACUUCACCAGCACCUCGAAGUUCACCUGGAGCAAGCGACCAUUCCGUGCGGCCUUUGCGACAUGAAGUUCAAAACCGAAUUCCGGCGACGAGUUCACCAGAGAACGUUGCACAUUGAUAACAAACCGCUGAAGGCCUUAGAGUGCGACAUUUGCUCCAAACAGUUCCUUUCCAAAUCAUCUCUGGCGAUGCACAAAGGCAGCCAUCUCGAGCCGAACCUGCUGUGUACCAUUUGCGGCAAAAAGUACAAAACGCCCAGCUUGCUAGCGGCCCACAUGACCAUCCACAAGCCGAGAACGUUCUCGUGCGAGCUCUGUCCGAGUAUGUUCAAGACCAAGAAAACGCUGCAGUACCACCAGCGAGUUCACCUCGGCCUCAAGCCAUACCAGUGCGAGCUGUGCGAACGCACGUUCCGCACCGGGACUCAUCUGAAGUCUCACCACACAAGUGUCCACUCGGCUGAGAAAGCGCACGAGUGUCACGUCUGUCAGAAGCGGUUUGCGCUCAAGGGUAACCUGCGGUUGCACAUGAAGGUUCAUGCAGGCGGGGGCGGCAUCGGCGGACUGCGGAUGGAAGGUGAAGGUGAGGGAACAACGGAAGUAGCUCCUUGGGUAUUCGAAACGGUUUGAAGUUGCCGGGCAGGAUGGUGGGAAUUUGGGCAACUAAAAUGUUUAUUACAAACUUAAGAAUACAAUAAAGUUGUUACUAUUA
Culex quinquefasciatus (southern house mosquito) is the source of this 1844-nucleotide messenger RNA. Its product is annotated as zinc finger protein 260. The coding region runs from base 35 to 1762 and encodes 575 amino acids. The record is from RefSeq and is a predicted model, not a curated record. Gene Ontology annotation, biological process: regulation of transcription by RNA polymerase II. Gene Ontology annotation, molecular function: zinc ion binding; DNA-binding transcription factor activity, RNA polymerase II-specific; RNA polymerase II transcription regulatory region sequence-specific DNA binding. The transcript is spliced from 3 exons. NCBI's taxonomy places the organism in Eukaryota, Metazoa, Arthropoda, Insecta, Diptera, Culicidae. Gene Ontology annotation, cellular component: nucleus.